AUGAAUAUUUACUUGAGCAUUUCAAUUAAUUUGCUAAUUGGAUGUGAUGCUACAACCAGCAUAUUAUUGGCAGAUUAAGGGAUCACCUAAACAUUAGCAGCAAUAAGAUUCUCAAUAGCUUUGGUCAGUGUGAUAUGUCAUUUUUUAAUCCACUACAAAAUUAGGGUUUCCCUCCUUACCCUCUGUUUGUAACUGUUAUAUCAAGUAUAAUUGGCUUCAGAAAUUAGGUAAGCCUUUUCAAGCUUAGAUCCUUAUCACUUUUACAUAUAUUUGCUAUUGCUGUAUUAAGAACAAUCAACACAACAACACAAAUAUUUACAAUAUUCCUCAAUAGUGUAUUGUAUGGUAGAGAUUCAACUCAAUAACACCUUCAUACAUCAGUAUAUUAUCACAACCUUAAUCUCGAUAUUAAUAAUCCUGAUAAAACUGGUGAAUUUACAAUAAUUAAGACACAAGCAUGCUACAUCACAUGAAGUUUUAUAUUCUUAUUCUACAGUACCAGCAGAGUAGAUCAUGUCAAAUAGGAAAAUUGAUCUCAUACAAAAAGAUGAGUUAAUUUACAUUACGAAUCACAUUAAAUAAGGAAUAAUAUAUUUUUCAACUAACUUGGAUAUAUUGUACAUCAAUGAUAAGGCAUCCAAGAUAUUGAUGGCUUAGACUGAUGAUUAAGCCAUGCUGUAGUUGUAAAAAAUGAUAUUACAGGGUUUGGAGUAGGAAGAGUCAUUGACAAAGUUGCACAAAGAAAUCAAGUGUCGUGCCUCACAAAAGCAAUUACCCUAAAAAGCAGACGGUAAAAUGAUUGAAUCAUUGAUUGCCUCUGCUGAAAAGCAUCUAAAACGAUGCUAAUCCCUCAGUGAGAAGAUACUAGAAUAGUAAUUCUAAUAUAAGAAACAAAAAAAAAAAAAUUACUUAUCCAAACAUGAUUUUAAAUAGUUGCUUUUAUCACUUUUUAGUGAAUCACAAACUUCAUCUCUUUUAGAACACAGGAGUUUUGUUAAAGCAAACAAAUUAACAGUUAAUUUCAGCACAAACAAUCAUGAAAAAACCAUCGAAGUAACCUUCUGUAAAUUGAUAAACCUACUCAACUAAAAUUGCUAUUUAACACUAUUUUAAGAUGUCAGUGAAAUAGAGAAAUAAUAAUAGUUUGUCUAGAAAUACAAAUUCUAAACCUUAUAUUUUAAUUCAUUUUCUCAUGAAUUAAGAACUCCUCUGAAUUGUUCACUAAACUUAUUAUAAGCCUUAAAACAUCAACCAAUUUAAGAAAAUCUAAUUCAAUAAUAUAUUAAUCCAUCAAUUGUUUCUAAUAAAUUACUUAUGCAUUAAAUUAAUGAUAUCUUAGAUUAUGCUUCCCUUGGUUUAGGCACAUUUCAUUUAAAUAUGCAAGAAUUUCUGAUUAAGGACGUAUACAAUCAAUUAGAGGAAUAUUAUUAAGACAUAUGUUAAAGUAAAGGGAUUAAAUUAAAUUUCCAAAUUGCAGAUGGUCUGGAAAAUAUCAAAAUUAAUAAUGACCCUGAAAGAAUACUUCAAUUAUUAGUCAAUUUUAUUAAUAAUUCAUUAAAAUUUACUGAAUUAGAUGAUACAAUUUCGAUUACAGCCAAGAAAAAAUAGAAGCCUUCAGGAUUGAUUAAUUUCAUUAAAUUUAUUGUUCAUGACACUGGCAAAGGAAUCUCUAAGGUAGAUCUAGAGGCAAUCAAUAAUAUCGUUAAUGCAAGUGUUGAUGAUAGUAUCUUCUAUUAGUUGAGAAAUUUCACAACCAAAUAUGUAGGACUAGGGUUUUCAAUUGGAAUGAAAAUGAAUCACGAAUUGUCUUAUUCCAAAAAGUCAUAUUUCAAAAUUAGAAGCAAAGAAGGCGAAUAUACUAAAAUUAGUUUUAGAAUUAAUAACCAGAUGCAUUCCAGUUCCAGAUCUCUCAAAGGAUCUACUAUAAGAUUUGAUGAGAUUCCUGAAUCAGGAAAUUUGUAUGAUGAAAGAAUCACCGUUGAAGAUCAUUAAAUGCCUCUAUGGAACUAAACCUUCUUUACUUAAAGAUAGCAUUAAAAUGAUUAGAAUCCUCCAAUUCUUAUUUGUGAUGAUGUGCCUUUCAAUUUGUUGUCUCUAAAUUUAUUAAUUAAGAACCUAGGAUUUGAAAGUGAAAUGGCGUAUGAUGGAUAAGACGCUAUUAAUAGAGUUAAAAAUAGAUAGAAAAUGUAACUAUUGCAAUAUAAAUUGAUUCUAAUGGACAUCGAGAUGCCUGGGUUGAAUGGAUAUUAAACUUCUGUAUAAUUACUAUAGAUUGAUAGUAAAUUGAAUAUAGUGAUGUGUUCUGCCUAUGAUUCUGAAAACAAUCUGCUUAAAGCAUUAGAAAGUGGAAUGAAAGAAAUCUUAAUAAAACCUGUAAAAUUUGAACAAUUAAGGUAACUGAUUUUUAAAUAUAUAAAAUGA
Messenger RNA from Paramecium tetraurelia, 2421 nucleotides. RefSeq lists its product as uncharacterized. The record is from RefSeq and is a predicted model, not a curated record. Gene Ontology annotation, molecular function: phosphorelay sensor kinase activity. NCBI's taxonomy places the organism in Eukaryota, Ciliophora, Oligohymenophorea, Peniculida, Parameciidae. Gene Ontology annotation, biological process: phosphorelay signal transduction system. The transcript is spliced from 3 exons.